AUGGCGUCUAACAAAUCUUUGUCAGUAGACGAGCAGCGUCAGGCUAUGGCCGAAGCUGAGGCUGCUGGCCUCGAGUACAUUGGUCCAUGUCCAGCUCACCUGCAUGAGGCAUGGAUUGAUAUCCCCGUGGCAGGUGCCCAAGCGAACAGAACCAAAGUGGUGUGGCCCAGCCCGCCGGCAAAGUUGCCCAUCCAGUGUCCGCUCAUCGUCUACUUUCACGGUGGCGGGCUGUCAGUGUGCAGCCCCGAUCUAGUUUUAGCCCCUGCUCGCGGCUUUGCAGAGCUAUUUAACUGUGUGGUGGCAUGUCCAACCCUGAAUCAGCUCCCUGAGCAGCCGUUUCCUGCACCCGUGCAGAUAGCUUGGGAUGUGUGCGUGUGGUUGUCUGAUGGCGAUAACCUGAACAAUAGUGUCUUGAAAGACGCUGGAGCUCAGGUCAAUCUAGGUCGCGGCUUUGUGGUUGGCGGCCUCAGUUCGGGCGGCACGGCGGCUGCGGUCAUUGGAAGCAUACCUGGGGCAGCCCGAGCAGGCGUCAAAGACUUUGUCGGACUGUCUUCUCUUCGAAGCCCCAUCACCGGAAUUUUCUCAGGUUUACCCUUCUUAAUCACUAAAGACAUCGUUCCUUUACGAUAUCGAGACCUAUUUAGAUCUAGAGAAGACAACUUCGAAUACAAGGCCGCUAACGAAGCGCUACGUUUGGAUCUCGAGUCUCGUCUUACUCUCGACUCUCCCUGGUUCUCGCCGGUCAAUCUGGACUUGACUGAUCCAAAGAUCACUCAGGAUCAUUCACCAAAAGUCUUCGUUUAUGGCGGACAAUUCGACCAAUUUCGUGACGAUUCUGUGAUCUACGCCAAGUGGCUGUCAGAGUCGGUAGGGGUGCAAGUCAAGUCGACCGUGCUCGAGGGAGAGGGGCACACAGCUUGGGUAUCGCCACCGUGGCCAGCUAGCCAUUCUCGCAAAAUUAAAGAGAUGACUCUUGAUGGUAUGGCCUGGCUCCUGAAUGUGGAGUUCGAUAAGAAGCAAGAAAAUCUGCCCAUCUAG
Molecule: messenger RNA, 1038 nt
Organism: Fonsecaea nubica
Lineage: Eukaryota; Fungi; Ascomycota; Eurotiomycetes; Chaetothyriales; Herpotrichiellaceae
Exons: 1
Coding region: 1-1038 (345 amino acids)
Molecular function (GO): hydrolase activity
Source: RefSeq, a predicted model, not a curated record